Acyrthosiphon pisum (pea aphid) is the source of this 925-nucleotide messenger RNA. RefSeq lists its product as uncharacterized. The record is from RefSeq and is a predicted model, not a curated record. The transcript is spliced from 4 exons. Lineage: Eukaryota; Metazoa; Arthropoda; Insecta; Hemiptera; Aphididae. The coding region runs from base 96 to 650 and encodes 184 amino acids.
UUUAUUUAAGAGAUGUAACCAAGGACACAAUAUGUAAACUGUUUUUAUAUUUUAUAAAAUAACGAAAUACACACUCAACUAUAUUUAAUAUCAAAAUGUCCUCUGUGACUGAUACCGCAAAAAUCGUAAGAGCCGAAGUUGAGGACCCAAAACAAAGUACGUCGGAACGCCCCGGAGACAUUUUAAUUGGUGGGUGUCAAUACAGUAAGACGGAUAAACUAAAGCCAGAAUUAUUUUCAAAAAACCUACCUAGAACAAAACUUGCUGGGGUGAAAUCAAACUUAUACAAUCCAGUUCAAAGUACAUUUCGAAGACGUGACAUUGAAAACGUACAAGGAAAACUCAGUGAUGAACUUUCGGGAAAUACAUUACCACCAGGAUUGGUCGCAUUGCCAAAUUAUAAUGAUCACAAGUUUGAUCCACCACAGAUAGUUUUUCCAGGAUAUGAUAUUUUACCCAUGCCACUAAAUGCAGAAUACCAAAAUAAAACUAUUGAUGAAUUGUCAUUUUUAAGACAUAAAGAUAUGUCUGAUUUGUGGAAGAAAUUUAUAGACAACGUGCCUAUGUCCAAAACCAGGAUUGCUCAUAUUCCAAAAAACAAAGAUUUUCGUUUUCAUAACUAUGUGGUGAAAUACAUGAAAAAAGACUAGUGCACGCAAAAACCGUCAAAUUUUCAUAUGAAGAAAUAUUCAACUUUUAUGGAAGAAAACAAUAUUUUGUAUUAUGAACUUUUGCGCUAUCUAUUAAACAACAUGCAUAACGUUUGUUGUCGUAUCUUAAUCAUCUACAGAUGGAGCUCGUUAAUAUAUUUAAAAUUUUAAACUACUAAAACUAAACUACUAAAAUCAUAGAUAUUAUUAUGACUGUAAACAUAAAAAAUUAAUAUAGUUCUUAUUUUUUUAUUAAACUAUGAUUUAACUUUUAA